CCCGCCCUGCCCUUCUGGUUCCGCCCCUGCCCGGGAGCCCCGCAUCCUCAUUGGCGAGCUCUGGACGUGGAUGUUGGCCAGGGUGGCCCGGCGCGGACACCCCAGUGAUAAAAGGGACCAUCCACAAGGAAACUAGCGUGCUCCAGGGGUGUGGCUCAAAUCGCAGUUCCGCCCUCUGGCUCCCAGCCCAACACCGAACAGGGAUCGAUCUGGCCCCGGCUUGAACUAGCUCAGCUCCGAGCUCGCGGAACCACGCCUCCAGGAGACUCUGGCUCCGCCAGCGCGGGCCUGGUCUUCAGUCCUAUAUCGCCCCCGCUUGGGAAAAGGUGCAGGGGCCUCUCGCCGCCUCGUCGGGACUGUCCUCUCUACCUGCCUCUCCAACCCCUCUCGGCCCCGAGCCACCCGGCAGCGGGGGUGGGUGUGCAGAGGUGCGGCGUCCAGAACCCGACUCCUGCAGAGGCUCUGUUACGGCUUAGAUGGCGCGCAGGACCGAGCCCCCCGACGGGGGCUGGGGAUGGGUGGUGGUGCUGUCAGCGUUCUUCCAGUCGGCGCUGGUGUUCGGGGUGCUCCGCUCCUUUGGGGUCUUCUUCGUGGAGUUUGUGGCGGCAUUUGGGGAACAGGCAGCGCGCGUCUCCUGGAUCGCCUCCAUAGGAAUCGCGGUGCAGCAGUUUGGGAGCCCGGUAGGCAGUGCCCUGAGCACGAAGUUCGGGCCCAGGCCCGUAGUGAUGACCGGAGGCAUCUUGGCUGCGCUGGGGAUGCUGCUCGCCUCUUUCGCUACUUCGUUGACCCACCUAUACCUGAGUAUUGGGUUACUGUCAGGCUCUGGCUGGGCUUUGACCUUCGCUCCGACCCUGGCCUGCCUGUCCUGUUAUUUCUCUCGCCGUCGAUCCCUGGCCACCGCGCUCGCACUGACAGGCGUGGGCCUCUCCUCCUUCGCAUUUGCCCCCCUUUUCCAGUGGCUCCUCAGCCACUAUGCCUGGAGAGGGUCCCUACUGCUGGUGUCUGCCCUCUCCCUCCACCUGGUGGCCUGUGGGGCUCUCCUCCGCCCACCCUCCCUGGCUGAGGACCCUGCUGUGGGUGGUCCCAGGGCCCAACUCACCUCCCUCCUCCAUCAUGGCCCCUUCCUCCGUUACACUGUUGCCCUCACCCUGAUCAACACUGGCUACUUCAUUCCCUACCUCCACCUGGUGGCCCAUCUCCAGGACCUGAAUUGGGAUCCACUACCUGCUGCCUUCCUACUCUCAGUUGCUGCUAUUUCUGACCUCGUGGGGCGUGUGGUCUCUGGAUGGCUGGGAGAUGCAGUCCCAGGGCCUGUGACACGACUCCUGAUGCUCUGGACCACCUUGACUGGGGUGUCACUAGCCCUGUUCCCUGUAGCUCGGGCUCCCACAGCCCUGGUGGCUCUGGCUGUGGCCUACGGCUUCACAUCAGGGGCUCUGGCCCCACUGGCCUUCUCUGUACUGCCUGAACUAGUAGGAACUAAAAGGAUUUACUGUGGCCUGGGACUAUUGCAGAUGAUAGAGAGCAUCGGGGGACUGCUGGGGCCUCCUCUGUCAGGCUACCUCCGGGAUGUAACAGGCAACUACACGGCUUCUUUUGUGGUGGCUGGGGCCUUCCUUCUUUCAGGGAGUGGAAUUCUCCUCACCCUGCCCGACUUCUUCUCCUGCUUCUCAACUACUACCUCCAGGCCCCAGGACCUUGUAACAGAAGCACUGGAUAUUAAAGUUCCCCUACCGAAGGAGGGGCUGGAAGAGGACUGAACUUCACAGAGUCAGGCCCGGAAAGCCAGAGCUUGACAGCUCCAGGUCUUCUCUUGCCACGUCUUGGUCUCCACAGAACCACAGUGCCUUAAGAUUCUCGAUCUGCCUCCCCCUAGAGCAGGCCUGGGGCUCCUGCAAUGUGUGUGCCAACCCUUUGUA
This is a messenger RNA of Rhinopithecus roxellana (golden snub-nosed monkey), 1919 nucleotides long. It is a transcript of the gene SLC16A13, whose product is annotated as solute carrier family 16 member 13. Gene Ontology annotation, molecular function: monocarboxylic acid transmembrane transporter activity. The transcript has 4 exons. Gene Ontology annotation, biological process: transmembrane transport; monocarboxylic acid transport. The record is from RefSeq and is a predicted model, not a curated record. Lineage: Eukaryota; Metazoa; Chordata; Mammalia; Primates; Cercopithecidae. Bases 477 to 1760 code for a protein of 427 amino acids.